AUGAAUGAAGUGGGUGAUACCCAGUUUCCUAACCAAGGUCUUGGAGGUACACAAGUACCUGGUGAAGGUCUUGAAGGAAAAAAAGUAACUGGUCAAGAUGGAGGCACAAAAAGAGUUGUAGAAAACAUGACUAACAAACCUAUUAAAGGAAAUCAUAAAAGAAAACCAAUCGGAGGGGCUGUGAAACUAGCUGGUCAGAUAGAAACCUUGAUAUCUGAAUCUCAUAAGGCAUUGGAAAUAAUGCAAUUUGAUGGAAAUGCAACUAAAGAAGUUAAUGGUAGUUAUACAAUUUCUACAACAAUGACUGUUAUAAAUCAUAUGAUUAUCGAUGGUGUUUUAGAAAAGAGUAGUGGGUUGUGGUGCUUUGGAGGCUGUUAG
Lathyrus sativus (Indian pea) is the source of this 378-nucleotide messenger RNA. NCBI's taxonomy places the organism in Eukaryota, Viridiplantae, Streptophyta, Magnoliopsida, Fabales, Fabaceae. The record is from the annotation of a GenBank genome assembly.